CAAAAACGAGACUUGACCAGAACAUCCUCGAAUCUUCGUCCCGCAGGCUCUGCCUUUUUCCUUGAAAGCUCCCGCAAGCUGCGGACUUUGGGGUUCGCUCCGUCUCUGGGUUUAAGGUUUUGAUUGGUCGGCGGAUCGAUCGUCUCGGGUUUCGCUAAUUCAGAGUAGGAAAUCAGAGAUGGAAAGUGGUUUAAGAGAUUCAGCCAGCCACCAGACCCGGGGCUCGUCAUCUUCCUCAGGUGGUGGUACUGCUGCGGCCAAUGAGGCUGGAGAUUUCGAGUGCAACAUCUGCUUUGAGCUGGCCCAGGACCCAGUCGUGACCCUUUGUGGUCACCUCUACUGCUGGCCCUGCUUGUAUCGAUGGCUCUAUCAUCACUCACAGUGCCAUGAAUGUCCUGUGUGCAAGGCCCUCAUACAGGAGGAGAAGCUCGUCCCGCUUUAUGGUCGAGGGAAGUCCUCGGCUGACCCGAGAUCGAAAUCCUACCCAGGCAUUGAUAUCCCAAACCGCCCCUCUGGGCAGAGGCCAGAGACUGCUGCCCCUCCUCCCCCACCCGAAACAAACCCAUUUGGAAACUACGGUUUUGGGUUCAUGGGUGGGUUCAUGCCGAUGGCCACUGCAAGGUUUGGGAACUUCACACUCUCCACAGCCUUUGGAGGUCUCAUCCCUGCCCUGUUCAAUGUGCAGUUCCAGGGGUUCCAGGAUGCGACUGUAUAUGGAACCACUUCAGGAUACCCUUACGGGUUUAAUGCAUUCCAUGGGGGCCAUGCCCAUGGGUUCCCGCAGCCCCCAACAAGGGGGCAGCAGGCCGAUAACGUGCUCAAGAAUCUGUUCAUACUGAUUGGUGUCUUUGUGGUACUCGCCUUGAUUUGUUGGUGAGCCUCUGAAAUUUUCACGGGACCCUCAAAAGCAUAUGCCUAGACCACGCUUGAUGUUAUGUACAUACCAAUUGUAAUUGUAGCCAUCAGAGCUAUAGUCGCGGGAGGAAAUUGUUGAUAUGAUGCUCGUGUCUUUCUGUUCAACUGACUUCUCUAGGCCAUGUUAUCGGUGUGUGAAGUUGUGCCCAUUUUGAUUACUGAAUGCUGCUGCAUCCUCAUGAGAACUACUUGUCAUUCUCCCCUGUGGUUGGCUGGCCCCAUUGUCGGAGUUGCAGAAACCUGAAAGAUUUUCUCUUUGUGCUUUCCAGGCGAGGAAAGAUUAAAGAUGAAUAGAUUUUAUACAGCUUGUAUAGCAGCGAAUUGUGCUUUACUUUUGCACCCUGCGGGGGACUGUUGCCCAUGAAUCGACAUGGUAAGAGCCUGAUCUUUUAUCAUCCCAUGUUACCCACUCUAUGGUGUAGAAUCUUUCUAGGUUAUAGAUGAGAUCCCUACCACCUAAGGAAAGAAGUGGAUCGCGUGUUGUUUGGAUUUUAUGAGGUUUAUCUGGGGAAUGUCGUUUACAUUUUUUUUCUAGCGAAACCUUUCGCCGGUCUUCUUUUUGAAA
Punica granatum (pomegranate) is the source of this 1480-nucleotide messenger RNA. NCBI's taxonomy places the organism in Eukaryota, Viridiplantae, Streptophyta, Magnoliopsida, Myrtales, Lythraceae. The record is from RefSeq and is a predicted model, not a curated record.